This is a messenger RNA of Triticum urartu, 1255 nucleotides long. NCBI's taxonomy places the organism in Eukaryota, Viridiplantae, Streptophyta, Magnoliopsida, Poales, Poaceae. The record is from RefSeq and is a predicted model, not a curated record.
GUACAAGGCAAGACCCUUCAUCUUUUUUUUAUCUCGCCGGCUCGCUGGCUUUUGCAAAAUUCGGCUGUAUUUUGGACACUUCCUUACGGUAUCGUCGAUCUGUGCAUCCAGGCACCCCCAAGCUUUUCCUCGCGCGAUGACAACAGGCGCACGGGAGGCGCUCUUCUUCGUCGAUGCGGUGAACAACGACCAUGAUGUUCGUUCAACGAUGUCUCCAGCUGCCAAGAUGAAGCGUUAUGUCACAAUUAGGCCACGGGCUAUGCUUAGUGCCGUUCUUGCUGAAGUUGGUUUACCGGAGGUGAAAUACAAGACCUGCUCAUAUUCCCGGGGCCGGGUGGUGGCUACUGCUAUCUUCUGGCCAUCGCGGUCGCAUUCGUCAGCACCAGCACCACAUAUGAGGAUCAGUGGCGACCCAGCUGUGGAUGUCAACGAGGCCAUACAAAAUGCUGCUACUAGCUACUUGGAACAUCUUCAAACCACCAUGGAUAUUAAGUUUGACUGCCCUCAGAUGGAGAAAAUUAAGACCAAUAUAAGCUACCUGUCCAACACUGUUGCCGAACAGUCCAGGAAGAUCAGGAAUCUGAAGGCUAAGGUGGAAAAAAGAAAUCUCCGGGUCAGGGGCAUUGCAAAGGGCCGGGGGUCACUUGCAGAUGACAUGCUCGGUUCUGCAGGGCGUAUUGACAAGAUGGCAGUCAACUACCUGCCUACAGGAUCCUCUUCUGUUGUAGAUGAUGUGGCCUGGGAUUGCUAUCAUCUUACUCAAGAAGCUGACAACCUUGCCUAUCUGGCUGCCAUGUGAACUGAUGCAGUCAAGAGCGUUGGUGACUACCCAUAUGACAUUGAGUCUGACUUUUCUGAAUGUGACGAGUUUUAUGGUUACUUCCCAUCUGACCAUGAGGGCCAGAACAGUGGUUACUACUCGUCGGACCUCGAGGGUGCUUGUGGUGCAAACUGCCUGUAUGACGAUUUCCUUAAUGAUGGAUCCGACUGAUGCUUCGAUCGUGUGAGAACGCGCAAGUUCUUUUGGUUUAUCAAGUAAUAUCAGCGUAUCUGGCCAUGUUGCCUCUACAGAGUUGUUAUAAAGUACUGUGAUGGCAACCUGCCCUACCCUUAUUGUAAAUUAUGUAUGGUCGGUCCUAUGAGACAAUCCUUGAUGGUUGUAUGAUCGGUGCUACUAGACGGUCCACCCUAUAGUUAUUGUAAAUUAUGAACCAAUUAAGUGGUAGCUCUGAUGUUGGUCUUCUAAUCUGUUCAC